ACUUCCGCCGCAGGUACGGGCGCAGCCGGAGUGCAUCCGCCGCCCGAGUGCCGCGGCUGCUGGCCCCGCCCUCUGGAAAGGGCGAACGGCCGCCCGCCGUAGCCCCAGCGUCGCCGUGGCGGCGGCAGUCGCAUCUAUCGCGUCCUUCGUGCCGGCUGUCGUCCCGUGCUGCCUUGCUCGUCCUCGUCCCCCGGGAAGUAUGGCGCUGGUGCGGCGGCGUUGCGGCCGCGGCGUGUCGUCGCCGGACCUCGGAAUAUGUGUCCUCUCGUGAGCGCGGUGCGGUGCGCUGACCGCGGGGGAGUGGCAGCGGCCACCUGACGAGGGCGCCGAGUGUGCCCGAAGGAGUGCCUUGGAUUACGGUGACGCGCUGACCGUAGUUCGACGGCGCGCAACUGCUCUUCUGCAUGGUUCGGCGGGAGGGUCCCACGCUGUCUGGUCGAGCUCGGAUCCCGCACACUGGGCUGGCACCCGAGUCCAGGACCUGGUCUAUGACCUGCGCCAUGAACACCAAGGAGGCGGAGUGCGCCCCGAUCCAGAUGGAGCCCGUGGACCUGUCGGUGCACAAAGAGCGCGGGAGCUGCCCCGCUGGCCGGGCGGGCAGCGUGGGCGCCGGCAGCCCGCCCGCGCACGACGACCAGACGCCGCCCAGCUCGCCGGACUCGGAGUCGCCGGCCUCCUCCUGCGUGGACCUGCGCUUCAACAAAGAUCUCGCCUUGGCGCUCUUCAACUCGGCUGCCCGAAGGUUGGACGCCAAGGUGGCCAGCGAGGCUCACCGCAAGUCACCCACGCUUCCCGGAAGUCUACCCGACGGCAUCCUCUCGAAUCAUAUGGACUAUGGCAGCCGGAGUGGGGCCUUCCUGUCAUUGCAGAGGAUCAAGGAAGCGUCCAUGGCCCUGAGCCAGCAGCUGCAGGCGGCCGCGGUUGCGGCGGCGGCGGCGCAGUCCGGCGCCAACGGAGCCUCGGCGCCCGGAGUCGCGGCGGCCCCUUCCCCACCGGGUCCCGCGCUGCUGGCAUCGCAGGUGGCGUCGCAAGUGGCGGCGGCGCAGACGCCCCGGCGGACCCGUAGUCCGAGCGCCGACGCCUACUCGGAGUCCCUCAGGAGGCGCAAGGUCCACAAGUGCGACUUCGAGGGCUGCCAGAAGGUGUACACCAAGAGCUCGCACCUCAAGGCGCAUAAGAGGACGCACACAGGGGAGAAGCCGUACACCUGCACGUGGGAGGGGUGCACGUGGAAGUUCGCCCGGUCCGACGAGCUGACGCGCCACUUCCGGAAGCACACGGGCCAGAAGCCGUUCAAGUGCCAGCUCUGCCAGAGGUCCUUCUCCAGGUCGGACCACCUGUCGCUCCAUAUGAAGAGACACUGAUGACGCGGCAACCUAGGCGGAACGCACUUUCCUUUUCUCGACUAUCAGAGGUCACUCAACUGCUCAAUCAACGAUGACAAGCGCACGGGCCUGUAGAAGGACAACGCCCACUGACUCUCCAAGCCCCUACCUCCGCGAAAAUGGACAAUGCUUGUGGUGGCCUAGCAGAAAGAAGCCGUUCCUAUAUAUAUAUAUUCAUAAUAUAAACAAUGGACUGAUAGUGAUACGAUGGACCCGACAUGCGGAAGUACUCAUUGCGUCGUAAUUGUUGUAAUUAUGGUAGAAGCUCAGCAAGCGGCUGCACCUUGAAGGCUAGCAGCUGCAACAGCUGAUGUGAGCCUCUGGGUUGUUGUUACUAUUAAUCUUUUUUGAACCAUGCUCAACACAUCCACUUCGGAGGGGUGAAAAAGUUCCCGAGGUUAAGUAAACCUAUUUUUAUAACCCCACGUGAUCUGGUGCUUUCGCCUCCAUUGGAACCGAAAGUGAACAUGCCAUUUUUUGUGUUUAUUUUUGAUAGGAAUGGUUCAUAUGUGCGAACCUGUCCCACAAAGAAUUGUGUAAUUUAAAUGCACACGCUUAGGCACAAUACCUAUAAAAUAAUUUAAACCAAUUAAAGUGAACCACGGGCUGUCUGAGUAGGCUCAAGCUUGUCAAGGUUUGGAUGUUGACUCAGUAAAGCCGGUUUCAGCUGUCAGACUUCUUGGAGAAAACGAAGGUGACAAAACGUGCCUGCCUCGACGAAUUUGAACCACCUCGUUUUUUUUAUUCACAUGCAACGUCUUCCGAUCUUCGAAUGACAGUCGACGGGCGCUGCUGGUGUAAAUACAACCUUUUGUAAAUGUGUACAACGAGUUCCAACUUUGUUAUCAUUCCGUUUACAUCGUCCAGUUAUACAUUCGCACAAAUAGGGGCACUUCUUCAUGGGCGUCAUUGUUUGUACAAUCACUGUACCUUGCAUGCAGUGCUUUCUUUUUCCAGUGCUGGUAGGUUAUCUCUAUCUGAAACGAUUUUUCGGGAGAUUUCAGUCUGAAGCAUAAUGCCAUACAUUGUUUUACCUGCAACUUGUACUGCUCGUGAACAAGGCCCGCAUGUCUCCUUUAGCACACGUGUGGAAAUCCAAUCAUUGCCAAGCCCAGAACAUAAUUGAUUAUUCAGCAUCAUGUACACUGUCGUACCUCAGGCAGCGUUCUUUUGUGAGCAAAAUAUAUCUUUCUGGUCGGUCGUUUGUGGUACAGAUCCUGGCGAUUGACCCUCUGCACUAUAUGGGAGUGUGGUAUGCUGGCCUUGUACACAAGCGGUGCGAGUCAUAAUUGACAAAGUUCGGUAGUUCUUGGAACGCUUGUACUUCAUACAAAUGUUCAACCUGAUGGGCCUUCUCAGUCCUUUGGCUGCCUUGAUCUACCCAGGGAAUCCUUUGUAUCUUAUGGGGUCACCUCAUCCUCUUCCUAUGCACGCUGCUCUUGUUGGUGAGUUCAUUGUUAGAUAUCAGCCCACAAUGUUUCUGCGAGUUCAUCAGCUGAGGCUCCAUGGGAUUCGUAGUCGUCAGUGUUCUAUGUUGCGCAUCAGAUAUUGCCUGAAAGAUAUAUUCAGCUACAGAUGGUGUGCUGAGAGAACAUUCAGUGUGUUUCCUACUCAAUGUCAAGGAACCAUCAUUGGCUCAUAUUGUUAUCAAAUGUUGUUCACACCAAUUGCCUCGUUCAUACUGAUCAAAUGUAGGCUCAUUUUUCUAUAUGCUCAUGUGAGAAUGUAUUAUACAUACAAAGUUUGUGAAGAUUGUUUCAGAGAACUGUUUCUAAUAUAUUUAACUGCGAUACAAUCUUUGUACACUUUUGAAACCUUGUGUGCAUAACAAGUUGCAUUUUCAUGUUGUGAUGAAUGACUGUGUGAUGGUGUGGUGUUUAUUUAGUGUGGAUGUCGUUUGGUUGCAAAGUGCAACAUGGAAAUUGUCCGCAAUUAUCUGAGAGAAAAUCGGGACAAUAUGUAAGUGUAGAUGGAAGUGACAAAAACCUACAACAAUAUCUUUCUCAACCUAAGGUGUCCUUCAGAAAUAUUUGUUAUAAAUGGCAGUUAGGAACAUUUCAAUCAGCAAAUCACAACGUUGAGUUCCAGCAGAAUCCUGAGUAUCUGCUCUCUGAGAAAGCAACUUUAAAAAACAAGAAAAUUCCCUCAUCACUUUGUUUGAUAGAGUGAUUAAAUUGAUUAGAGUGAAAAUGUCUUGCAGACGUUUUCGAUGUAAUCCAGACUUUUCAGACUACCUUGUUGUCAAGCAGCUAAGCUCACGGCUGUGUGCCAACCCUCCGUUGUAUGCAGGAUGAACAGUCUGAUGUCAGAUUCUGUAGAGGUUCCUGUGAUGUCUUCUUUCUGAGAAUAAUAUUUAAACAAGAAAGGUAUGUGAGCACAAACAAGCGCCCAAGAAACCGAAUCCUCGUAAUUUCGUUGCAGAACUAUGACAUAGUUCAACUCCGUCCAUUGGAAACCUGUGUUAUCAGUGUAUUCAAAACGCUUCGCAUUAUUUUGAUUUAUUCUUGUUUCAGACCCUCGUACACAACGUACAAAGGACUGACCCCUCACUCCUUAUAUUUACAUCUAAAAAAGAGUGUUCUGAUACAUUCAAAGUUGGGAUGAACGUGAAGGCUGGUAACCAGUGAUGCAGACAUGUCUUGCUAAUUGCGGCUUUUGAGGUCUAGGAUCGCCAGGCAUCCGAAUAUAAACUGAUCGCUUAUUUUCUGCAAGCUACUCGUCACUUGAGCGAACCCCAUGCACAUUAAUGCAGUGAUAAAUAUAUCAAAACCUGUUUCUACCAAGCCAGUAUCUUUAUGUAGGCCUUGACUUAUUUUGGCACAGAAAUUAGUUUCCCUAUCUAUUGAUGUGACAAUCUUGCUUAAAAUGAAACAUAUAAAACAAAACGAAAAAUAACAAAAACUUUUUUAGAACUCACGAGUGCUUGGUUACAUUUAUCAAGAUCUAGACAAAGACCUCAUAUUUUGUUGGUUUUGCUGGACGUUCUGCUCUGUUUCAUCUCAUACUGCGGUUCUAUCGUAAAGCGACCUGAACGCCAUGACCUAUCUUCUUGGCCUCCACUACUUUCGAUUUGUCGAAAUAAACGCGCUCGCAAUGUUCA
Molecule: messenger RNA, 4485 nt
Organism: Ixodes scapularis (black-legged tick)
Lineage: Eukaryota; Metazoa; Arthropoda; Arachnida; Ixodida; Ixodidae
Product: Krueppel-like factor 3
Exons: 8
Coding region: 405-1364 (319 amino acids)
Biological process (GO): regulation of transcription by RNA polymerase II
Molecular function (GO): RNA polymerase II cis-regulatory region sequence-specific DNA binding; DNA-binding transcription factor activity, RNA polymerase II-specific
Source: RefSeq, a predicted model, not a curated record